AUGUCAACGUUUUUAUAUAUAAUGUUUUUUCUAUGGACAUUUAAUGACCUACAAUCAAUUUUUUAUGACACCGAUCAAUUUGGAUUUGAUUGUUUGCAUUAUUUUUCAACUGAAUCAGAAUUUUCUGAAAUAGUGAAAUAUUGUAUUCGUCCCAAAAAUGACACGAACUCGAUAGUGGCUGAAAUUUUCAAUAUAUCUGAUAAUUAUUUAAGUUUCGAUGAAUUAUACCGUUUGAAUAUAACAUCACAUGAAAUUCUCAUGUGGUCAUCAUCAAUUGAUUUGGCUGAACGCUAUCAAUAUUAUCUUGAUCGAGCAACUCAAUCUAAUCUAUCAAAUGAAAAAUUCUUUAAUUGUACACAGCCAUGGUUUGGAUCACGAUGUCAAUAUUCAUUCGAAUUUAAUAAAGAUAGAUUAGUGCAAAAUUCUUUUGAAAUAGCUUUAACCGAUGAUAUAUUUCACCGAACGUGUUACAUUCUUUUGGAAUGUGAUCGUGGAGGAUCAUCAAUGUGUCUUGAUUGGCGUGAGAUAUGCAAUGGUCGAAUUGAUUGUCUUAAUGGUGGUGUUGAUGAAAUUCAAUGUUUCAAUUUAGAAAUUAAUGAAUGCAAUGAAAAUGAAUAUCGAUGCCAUAAUGGAUUGUGUAUUCCAAAAAUGUUUUUGGAAAUGGAGUUUCCUGAAUCACAAUGUCUUGAUAGAUCAGAUUAUUUAGUUAAAACCUCUUUGUGUCUAAGAUUUUAUUUCAAUUUCAAUCUUUUUGAAUGUCAAGAAUUUAUUUGUCGACCUGAUGAAGGUAAAUUUUCGUGUGGCGAUGGACAAUGUGUAGAAGAUUAUGGUCAAUGUAAAAAUAAUCGGCAUCUUUCAUUAGUUCAAUCAAUUAGUGUUAGAGGGAACUUAUCCUACAACUGUUGGAUAAGUAUAGUUUGUCUUACGAAAAUUAUGGACAAAAUUGAGAAUAUAUCAUGUGAUGAAUUCAUUCAAUCUUUUGAGAUUAUCGAACAAUUAAAAAGCUGCAAGUUUCCUCUUCAAUUUCCGAUUAUUCCGGUACUUUAUGGUCAUGUAAGAUUUUUAUAUAAUUCAAAAGAGAUUGACAAUAUUAAUGUCGCAUUAUCUCUCAAACCUGAUUAUAUUUGUUAUGAUGAACAAUUAUGUGAUUUUCUCACACCCACGUUUCGUCAUGGAACCUUGACUUGUCGCACUAGUGAUCAAAUGAAUUUUACGAUGAAUUCUGCAUUGACUACUUGGAAAUCAAUUAUCGAUUCAAUUAAACCAUACUUUGAUGGUUGUAUUACUCAACAUCAUCAUAUCAGCGAUUCUCAUCAUUCAUCAUUAUAUCAUUGUAAGAAUUCGUCGAAAUAUAUUUCUAAACAUCGAAUUGUUGACAAUAUAUCAGAUUGUUUCUUGAAAGAUGAUGAACAAGCAUUUGAAUUAAGUUGUUCAUUAAAUCAAACCUCUCGAUUUCAAUGUCCAAACGAGAAACAGUGUCGAUCACCUUUAUUCCCAAAAAGUAUCUGCUCUUUUCCAGUACAGAUAAAUUAUGAUGAUAUUCCAUUUUAUAAAAUAUGUGAUCGAAUCAUGGAUUCGCCCAUGGUGUUGAUUGAUGGACGAAAUCAUUCCGAUGAAACUGACUGCGAAGAUUGGCAAUGCAAUAAUAUCUACACACGAUGUGAUGGUUUUCGAAAUUGUCUUAAUGACGAAGAUGAAGGAAAUUGUAAAAAUGCAAUUAGUUCAGAGCAUUUUCUUCUCUGUAUAUCGUUGCAAAAUUAUGCAUUCAUGUGUUUACCAGCCGAUCAAGUCACUAAUGGAAUCGUCAGUUGUUUUGUAGCAUCAUCUGAUAAAUUUCAAAAUCGCCAGGUGAACAAUACUACUUUGGAAACAUAUAGAUUUCGUUGUUGGAAUGACACAAAAUGUAGAGAACAGGAAGAUCUUUGCAAUGAAAACGAAGAUUGUCCAAUGUAUGAUAACGAACUAUUUUGUGAUAAUCAUCCACAAUUAUGUAAUGACUCUGAUUUCGACAAUCUUAUCGAUAUGCAAUAUAUUUCAUGUCAGGUUAUUAAUACACGUUAUAUACCUUUUUCAUUAGAAACUGCAUUAAUCUAUCCGCCAGUAUAUACGAUUUCGAAUAAUCCAACUGAGAAUCCGACUAAUAAUAAAAUGAUAGAAUCGCCAUUAGUCAAGAGUUUUUCACACCCUAAAAUCUGUAAUUUUGGUUUAUACGUUUACUAUCGACUUAGAGUCAAUAAUUACAGUAGUAUAUGUUUUUGUCCUCCGAAUUAUUAUGGUGAUCGAUGUCAAUAUCAAAAUCAACGUGUCAGUCUUACCUUAACAUUGGCAACUGUUGAACAGCCAAUUAUUUAUGCUAUUGUUGUUAUGCUGCUUGAAGAUGACAACGAUCGACAAGAAAUUCAUUCGUAUCAUCAAUUCACUUAUGUACCAUUAGAACAUUGUGGUAAAUUUGUGAAUUUCUAUCUAUUAUAUUCGAAGCGUGGAAAGAAUAAUUCAAAAAACUACAGUAUUCGUAUUGAUGCAUUCUAUAAAGACUCAUUGUCACAUCUAAUAAGUUGGCAUUUAACGAUUCCAUUCGUAUUUUUGCCAGUUAAUCGGAUAAGUGCUUUUUUAACUCUUCCGAUUUCUCGAAAGUUCGAUCCUAAACACUGUACCCUUCAAUGCUAUAAAGGUACUUGUAUGAAGUAUCAUAAUGAGGAACGAUUCUUCUGUCAAUGUAAUUCAGGUUGGUCCGGUGCACAAUGUCACAUUCCAGUCGAUUGUAGUAUGUGUGCAUCAAAUUCGAUUUGUAUCGGUUCGAUUCGAAAUCGAUCAAUUUGUGUCUGUCCUUACGGAAAAUUUGGUUCUUCUUGUCGUCUUCAACUAGUAUGUCCAAUAGGAUUCUGCAAAAAUAAUGGUCGUUGUAUAAUGAUCGAUGAGAGAAUGGUUGAUGCAAGCUAUAGGUGCUUUUGUUCGGAACAAUUUCAUGGAUUAAGAUGCGAAAAUGUGAAAUAUAGAAUAGAUGUUUCCCUUAAAAAUAUCGAAACUCCAUUGUAUUUACUCAUCUAUAUUUACACUGAGAUUAGUUUCGAACGAUUACCACCAAGAUUUGUUAUACUCCGAAAAAUGACUAUGUUUCAAAGUGAUAUCACCUUGUACUCUCAAGCUCAGUUCCGAAUGGUUAUUGUCAAGAUUGAUAAUCGUUAUUAUUUGGCUGUACUUCGAAAAAUUGUAUCAUCCAACAUAGUAACCUCCAUCAGUCCCACCCAACGAUGUGUUGGAAUUCAUGAACUUUUGCCUACUAAAUUACUCUUAUUGCCACGAAUUCAACGAUUGAAAAGCUAUCAUAUUCCAUGCCAAGCUCAUGUUAAUUUACAAUGUUUUGUCGAUGAAUUCUAUAUGUGUCUGUGUACGGAAGAUCGUCAUAGUAACUGUUUUCCGUUAGAACAUCAACAGACUUUUGCCUGUGAAGAUGAUGUUUAUUGCGAGAAUGGUGGAACAUGUUUACAAGACCAACGUAUAUGUUUUCUUAAUAUUCUAUGUGUAUGUGCUGAUUGUUUCUUUGGUAAUCGAUGUCAAUUUUAUGCCAAAGGUAUUGGACUGACAUUAGAUGAUUUUUUACGUUAUGAAAUUCGACCUAAUAAUACAUUAAAUGAUCAACCACUGGUUAUUAAGUUGAGUGCAGUUACUGUUAUGAUUUUAUUUCUAAUUGGUUUAUUGAAUAGUUUCUUUGGUUAUUUAGUUUUUCAUAAUCGUAAUUGUCGAAAAGUUGCUUCGGGAAUUUAUCUUCGAUUAUCAUCAAUUAUUUCUACACUUGUUGUUAGUAUGUUAAUUAUUAGAUUUUGGUUUGUAACAUAUACAUAUAUGAAUUCAUCGAUUAAUCGAAAAAUUCUUCAAAUUGGAUGUUUAUUAUUUGAACCAAUGCUUCGUUUUUUCCUACAUAUGAGUAAUUGGCUUAAUACUUGUGUAGGUAUUGAUAGAGCAAUGGCAGUUUUUCAAGGAACUAAUUUUAAUAAGAAAAGAAGUCGAUGUAUUGCACGAUGGAUUAUUUGUCUUUUACCAUUUCUUAUUUUAAGUUCAAUGAUUUAUGAAUUUAUUAAUCGUGAUCUGUUUGAUGAUUAUGAAGAACGACGUGUUUGGUGUGUAGUUCGUUAUUCUAAAUCAAUUGAACUAUAUACGAAUAUUGUUCAAUAUUUUCAUUUUAUUGCUCCGUUUUUAGCGAAUUUAAUUUCAGCUAUUUUUAUUAUUGUAUAUAUAACUCGUCUAAAAACGACUGUUCAAUCUCAAUUUAGUUCUCAACAACAAUUACUCAAUCAAAUCAACCAGCACAAACAACUUGUUAUCAGUCCUAUUAUCUUAGCUAUCCUAUUAUUUCCUCGUUUUCUCAUUUCAUUAUUAUCAACAUGUAUUAAAUCAUCUCAAAAUCCUUGGUUGUAUCUUUUCGGUUAUUUUGUUUCAUUCAUUCCAUCAUCGUUUAUCUUCGUCAUAUUUGUUUUACCAUCGACUUUCUAUAGGAAAGAAUUCAUAAAAACAAUUACUACUUGGCGACAACGACUUAUGAGAGCUAUUAGAGCUUGGCAGUAA
Messenger RNA from Adineta steineri, 4563 nucleotides. NCBI's taxonomy places the organism in Eukaryota, Metazoa, Rotifera, Eurotatoria, Adinetida, Adinetidae. The record is from the annotation of a GenBank genome assembly.